Molecule: messenger RNA, 1270 nt
Organism: Musa acuminata subsp. malaccensis (wild Malaysian banana)
Lineage: Eukaryota; Viridiplantae; Streptophyta; Magnoliopsida; Zingiberales; Musaceae
Source: RefSeq, a predicted model, not a curated record
GCUAAGCCUUCCCCACCUAUGCUUUGCUUCCCAUUCUCUCUCCUCUCCUCUCCGAGCCGAUCCGAAAGGGGAUUGAUGGUUUUGGUCACUCGAUUCAGGGUCUGAAUCUGUGCGGAUCAUUCCUCUCGGAAUCCUAUCUGACGGAAUCCAUGGAGUCCUCCGCGCCGCAGCGGUUCGACAUCUUCCGAGUGUUCUCAAGAUACUGCGAUAUUGUGUCAAGAAAUCAUCUUUCAAGCUCAAAGGAAUUGUUAGCUACGCUUUUGACCUCUCUGGAGUACAGUGUGCUAACAAGGGAGACAUUAUUCAAUGACACCUACAGGCUUAUGUCAUGCCUUGAUUUGUCUGUUGAUUCUCGUCAGUUCAGUUCCUUUUAUGAUUUCGUCUUCUUCAUUUGUCGUGAAAAUGGGCAGAAGAAUAUUACUGUAAAUAAGGCCAUAACAGCAUGGAGGUUAAUUUUGAAUGGAAGGUUUCUUAUGCUAGAUCAAUGGUGUAAUUUUGUUGAGAAACACCAACGGCAUAAUAUAUCUGAGGAUACUUGGCAACAACUCCUGGCUUUCAGUCGAUGUGUGAAUGAAGAUCUUGAAGGCUAUGAUCCAAAAGGUGCUUGGCCUGUACUCAUUGAUGAUUUUGUUGAGCAUAUGUUCAGUAUCAAUCAAUCCAGUGAUUGUGGUGCUCAAGAUUUAUGCUGCUUUGGUGAUUUCGAAGCACAGCCUAGCAUAUCCAGUACUUUUAGUGGUAAUAAGCCCAAACCCAGAGCAGAAGAUCCUGGGUUAAAGCGGAAAUAUUCUUCUUAUUUUGAGAAACACAUUGAGCACAUUCCAAAAUCGAUGGAGAUAUCAAAAUGUUCAGACUUUCCAGCACAAACCAAGCGAUCAAAGCAGACUUCUUUUCCCGGCAAUCGUGGACAUAUGGAUUCCGAUAUAUCUAUGAGCAUGGUUGAUGGUACAUGGGACUACCAAGAUGGAAUGAAUAAACACAAUUCACAUAAUUGUCUUCAUCCCUCACUUUGUGCUGUGGAGGAUUGCCUGUCCAAAGGUUCAGAAGGGUAUCUUUCAUUUGGCUGCUGUUUUCAUUUUGAUCAGAAGAACAGGGUUUACUCCUAAACAUUUUUCUUGGUCAGAGUCUGAGCUUCAAGUAUUUUAUGCAUCCUUUUGUUACGGUAUAAAUUCGGGUUUUUUUGUUGUGUGCAUCGUAUCAUCAGAUUGUAUGUAUUAAGUUGGCCAGCAAUAUAUCAACUAUCAAGUCGUGUGAUCUUUUGUUUCUUGACCGA